Iphiclides podalirius (scarce swallowtail) is the source of this 834-nucleotide messenger RNA. The record is from the annotation of a GenBank genome assembly. NCBI's taxonomy places the organism in Eukaryota, Metazoa, Arthropoda, Insecta, Lepidoptera, Papilionidae.
AUGAUCACAGCUAAGGCGUACGUCCUUAGACGAAUAAAUUCGAGAUUACCAUCACAAGAGCUCCCAUCAGAUACCUGGCCUUCUUCUGAGAUUUCGGAUCUUGCGGAUCCACACUUUCACAAGCCAGGAUCUAUCGACGUGCUAUUAGGUGCAGUUGUAUAUGCGCACAUUAUUCUUGACGGAAUAAUAAAACGAAAUGAGUCUCUGGUCGCUUUGAACUCAAGAUUGGGCUGGCUGGGAAGCGGCGAAGUUGCGCAGUCUAGCCAUCAGUCACACAAUGUAGUUGUUAUGCACACACAAGUCGAAGUUGAUCAGUUGCUACGUCAGUUUUGGGAGAUCAAUGAAUAUUCACCAAACGUGAAGCCUCUGUCAAAACCUGAGAUGCAGUGUGAAGAACAUUUUAAGAAAACUCACACUCGGAACACUGACGGACGAUAUGAGGUUCGCCUACCCUUCAAGGACGAAGACACUCCAAAUUUAGGCAACUCCAGACAACUUGCUUUGAAGCGCUUACAUCAGAUGGAGAAUAAGUUUAAGCGAAGACCCGAGUUUCACAAAGAAUACUGCAAGUUCAUGAGGCAAUAUGAAUCACUCGGUCACAUGGAGGUCGUCCCUAAAACAGAGAAGGAGAAUAGAGCUUAUUACCUACAACAUCACGCUAUUCUUCGUGCCUCGAGCAUGACGGGCUCAUCUACAGAAGAAGACACUCAACGGCUUCAACGUCGCUUAACUGAACUGUUUAAACGUGGCGGUUUUCUUCUACAUAAGUGGUCGUCUAAUAGUGAAACGGUUUUAAGUGAGAUUCCCGAUUCGAAAAAAGCAUUAAAAGUUCAG